Molecule: messenger RNA, 2023 nt
Organism: Filobasidium floriforme
Lineage: Eukaryota; Fungi; Basidiomycota; Tremellomycetes; Filobasidiales; Filobasidiaceae
Product: glycosyl hydrolase
Exons: 8
Coding region: 247-2007 (586 amino acids)
Biological process (GO): carbohydrate metabolic process
Molecular function (GO): hydrolase activity, hydrolyzing O-glycosyl compounds
Source: RefSeq, a predicted model, not a curated record
GGCUCUCAAAUCGAGAUGAUCGUAUCUUUACACCGACCCCGUGUGGCGUCCGCCCCCGUCGGGGGAAGAUUUGCUUCCGCGCGUUUCGGGGAAGCGCACAAGGUCGUCGAAGGAUAUACUACUACUACUUACUCUACAUCAAAAGACCUCGAGAUGUGACUUCCUUACUCUGUACGUACAUGUCUUUAUCUCCAAAAACAUCGUCAUUCCAGCUUUGGUAUCACAAGACCCUACUCAACCGGAAAAAUGGGAAUCAUCACCAACCCUAUCCUCCCCGGUUUCAACCCGGACCCCAGUAUCACUUACGUGCCCAACGUCGGCUACAUUAUCUGCACGUCUUCCUUUGAAUUUUGGCCUGCCCUGCCCAUCUACCAUUCGAACGAUCUCGUAUCCUGGAAGCUCGUGGGACACGCGCUGAGCCGGCGCGACCAAGGUAUCGACCUGCGAAACUCUGAAAACAGUUCAGGUUUAUGGGCUCCGACGAUUCGCUAUCACAAGGGACGUGUCUAUGUGGCCUGCACAUCGAUCAACCGCUUCCAGCCUCCGUAUGCAAUGGGCGAGGUUUACAUGUCUCGUAGCUUCUACGUUUGGACUGAGAAUAUCCUUGAAGAGAAAGCUUGGAGUUCAGCAGUCUUUGUCGACGAACCUGGCAUUGACCCAGAUCUGUUUAUCGAUGACAACGACCGAGUCUACUUGACCACGAGUCGACGGAUCCGGCACGCCGACACGAAGCUCCCUUUCGACAUUGGUCUUUACAUCGCCGAGAUUGACCUGAAGACCGGUCGCUCAAUCUCGCCUAGCAUUCUGAUCCGCUGCUCCGACCCCAAGAAAGAACGCUCAGGUACCGUCGAAGGCAGCCAUAUCCACAAGCACGAUGGCAAGUAUUACCUUUUCGCAGCCGAAGGAGGUACCGAAACUGGUCAUUGCGCCACCAUCUCCCGGUCCGACCACGUGUUCGGGCCUUAUGAACAGCCUCCUCCCGAUGUGAACCCGAUCGUCCACAACGAAAGUAAACACCCGGACGUCCAGGCUGUCGGCCAUAUGGACAUCAUUCCCGUUCUUGAGAGCGACAUCUGGCUUGCAGUCUUUCUCGGCGUGCGACCGACCCGUCCGUCUGGCGACGAACGACCCGAAUGGAGCACGACGGGGCAUCUGGGCAGGGAAACCUUCGCUGCCGGGAUGGUAUGGACCGAGUCGGGCUGGCCUCAGGUCAACCAUGGAAAGUCGAUAGAGCUAAGGAGCGAGUACCAGGGAGUCCCAUCGGCUGUCCGCGAGACCACUAGUUGGCAGGAUACUUUCCAGGGCUCUGAACUGGGGCGGGAUUGGUACACGAUCCGGACCCCAUUGAGACCUUUCUGGAGCGUGGAUCCCGCAACUGGAUUAUCCAUAUAUGGCAAUGUCCACCGCCUAGAUGGUUACCAGGAAAGCCCCGCUUGUCUCUUGAUCCGCCAGAAGGACAGGCUGGUCGAUUUUACCGCCGAUAUGAGUCGAUUUGUCGAUAUCGAGCACGUAGGCCAGGAAGCCGGUGUCGCGUUGUACAUGGCCAAGUCCAGCCACGCUAGUCUGGCAAUCAGGUUGGUUCGGGACUCCAGGGGACAAUCGGUCAGGCAACUCGUUUUCAGAAAGCCUGACGGGUCUGAUGGCGAUACCAAAAAGCUGCUGCAAGGUUUCGACGCGAUCAGCGCCUCGGACGCGGUCAUGAGAGCAAAGAUCGGAGAGGUCGCCGACUUUCGUCCCUUUGAGGAAACCGUCGUCGAUCUGGGGCCUGAGAUCGCGGUUUCGGAGCAUAUCCGUUUCGUCAUCAGGGCUCGUGAUUCUGCUUAUGAGUUCGGAUACUGCAAGCCCGACCAGGACCAGUUCACGGUCGUGGGAGAAUUGCCCAUCGAAAAGCUGAACCCGCUGUUCACUGGAGCACAUCUGGGUGUGUUCGCCCAAGGGGACGACGGCAGACCGGUCAUCGGCGCGGCUGUUUUCAAGAGGGUAGGAUAUCGCGUGGUUGUCGAUUGAGUGGGACAUGUGCUUG